CUCCUCCUCCUCCUGUGGAGCUCACUCACUAAUCGCAUUUAGGCACCUUCAUCUACAGACUCUCCCAGAGCCGCGAGUGAAGGACAGUUCUGGAGACUUUCUGGGGGUUUUAAGGAGAUAUAGAGAUAUAGAGAGAGAACAGGGGAGCUGUACAGGAGGUUUGGGGACAGUUUUAGUUGUGUUUUUAGUUUGUAGAUAAGUAGAAAGUCUGAGUUUAGAGUUACCCGACUGAACUGGACUGUAAAUAUAAUCUGUGGGCUGAGCUGAGGGCGAGAGAACGGAGAGAACCCAGGUGAGCUGAGCAGGUAAACCAGCUGGAAACAAACAGAAAUAGAGCACAGAAACGUUGAGGACUGCACUGAGGACUGUUAUUGAGAGCUGCACUUCAUUAAUCUCGCUGUCCUGCACUGUAAGCUGAUUUCUGGGCGAUCCUCUGCCCACACUGCUGCUCAUACUGCUCCUCCUACUGCUUCUGCUGCUGCUGCUGCUGUUGGAAGUUCAUGGUUCCAGAUGGGCUCCAGGCACUUUCAAUUUGAGUGAUUUGGAAAACUAAAGAAAAUAGAGACUUCCUUUAUUAAUGAACAAAGACAGCUGGACAUCAACCUUCUCCUCCACCUCCUGCUCUGCAUCUUUCUUUCUUACUCCCAAUAAAUGGGAAUAAAUUGGACUAUUUCUCCUCAGUUACUAACUGAACUCAAGGCUGGUCCUCCUUUCCUGCAUCCACCACUGUGAAUUCUUCAGGUGACAGAAAAAGACAGAGGGGCUAUGAUGACUUUGGCACUGAGGUUCACUCUAAUCACUGCCCUCCUACUGCCAGGUGUCAGCGGUCAGAUGGUGCAGAUGGACAGUGACCGGUCAGGAUAUGUGGGCUCACAGGUGGAGCUGCGCUGCGAGUUCAUCAACAGUAACCCACCUGUGAAGAUCUCGCAGGUAACCUGGCAGAAGUUCUCCAAUGGAACCAAGCAGAACGUGGCCAUUGCUAACCCAGCCCUGGGGGUGUCUGUGCUGCAGCCCUUUAAGGAGCGUGUGAGAUUCAAGAACCCAGCAGUGCGCCAGAGAACACCGUCCCUGGAGGACACCACCAUCAUCUUCAAUAACUUGAGACUGUCUGACGAGGCUGCAUACAUCUGCGAGUACACCACCUUCCCUGCUGGCAACAGGGAGAGCAUGGUCAACCUUACCGUUUACGCUCGCCCUAUGGUCCAGAUGAGCCUGUCCACACCCACCAUCGUCGCAGGAUCUAAAGACCUGAAAAUGACAGUGGCCACGUGCACCUCAGCCAAUGGAAAGCCGCCGAGUGUGAUCACCUGGGACACUGAGCUGGACGGAGAGGUGAACACUGAGGAGAUCAGGAAUGCUGAUGGAACGAUCACAGUGCGCAGUGACUACAUAGUGGUGCCUAGCCGAGAAACGCACCAGCAGCGGCUCACCUGUAUCUCCACCUACAACGAGGAGCAGUACACUGACAGUGUUAACCUCAACAUACAGUAUGAGCCGGAGGUAAUCAUUGACGGAUUUGAUGGAAACUGGUAUAUAAACCGAGACAAUGUUCAGCUCACCUGCCUGGCUGAUGCUAACCCAGCCAUCUCUUUGUUUCAGUGGAGAUAUCUAAAUGGCUCCAUGCCGGAUGCAGUGGAACUCAGAGAUGAUACACUAAUCUUCAAAGGUCCAAUAACCUAUGGAAUAGCAGGCACGUACGUGUGUGAUGCCACGAACAGCAUUGGAACGGGUUCAGCGUCAGUAGAGGUCACAGUUUCAGAAUUCCCUAGUUUCUCAGACGGGGUUUCUCAGGAGCAGCAGCGAGCAGGCGCUGCCAUUGGCGGCGCUGUUGUGUGUGGCACAGUUCUUCUGGCGGCCGUCACGUUGCUGGCAGUCUUCUUCCAUCGUCAAAGACGCACUUUUAAAGGAGAUUAUAGUACCAAGAAACAGGUCCUGGGAAACGGUUUAGGCAAAGCUGGCGGUCUUGCACCGUGCCCCUCGCUGCCUCAUAGCCUGAGCUAUCCUGAAGACUCCAGUGACGAGAAGAAGCCAGAACUUUAUGGAGCUGAACACAUCCAGGAGUUCCAUGAUUACCCUGACAGCAGGGUGAAGAGCUACAGCACGGUGGAGGACAGUACGCGGUACAGAUACGAUGAACCCAGUUACCUGUACGACUGUGGAUCUGAGGUGGAGAUCUCGGUGGAUAUGGUUCCACAGAUGGACGGUUCUGUCAUCUCUAAAGAAGAGUGGUAUGUGUGAGAAGAAAACAUGCUGCAAAUUAAUUCAUCUAUCCACCAUCUUUAAAAUAUCGUUCCACAUCUCCUCUUCUACCAUCCCUGCUACUGAAUUUUGCUCUAAAUGGUGAAAAAAUGUCAGGCAGAUGUAAUUCCAUUCAUGGUUGUAUUCAGAGCAGAGCGUACCUUUGAGUCUACUGUUGAAAUCCAGAACGAACUGGAGUUUACACAGAUUGAGGACCCUUUUUUAAGAUGUUUUAUUUGUUAUUACCUACUGUUGGUAUAUGGAGGCACUUUUCCACUGCAUGGUUUCCUACUCUACACCCAUCGUCUUGACUCUAGCAGAAAAAUUAUUAAUAAGUAGACCAGCCACUUACUGAAAUAUACAUGAGAUUUCUAAUAACGCUUAACCCAGUGUCUCUUUACUGAUAAAUCAGCUUGCUGUUGUGCAGAGAGUGGCAGAGAGUCAGCAAGUCUCACUCUGGAGAUCUGUGCAGGUGCAGCAGCCAAAACAAGCUGAAAAAUAAUGCUUUUUUGAGCUUUAUUGAACACUAUAAACUAUUCAAGGUUUUUUUCAUCAGAUUUUAUCAGUGAUUUCUAUGGAUUUAGACUCUACACUUCUUUUUUUGGUUAAUUAUUAACAAAUUAUUAAUUGUACCCACAAGAGAGAAGGUACUGAGAAAGUAAGCAGAGUAAGGACUAAAAUUUGACUUGUAAACCAUUAGUGUUGUAGUACUUGAGUCCGGUAAUUUUUCCAGACAUCUAGAAAGAAAGCACAAGGAAAUGUAAGUGCAAACUUGCAAGAUAACUAACGUUAGCAGUGGGCUAGCUAACCGUAGCAAUGAGCUAACUAAAAUACUAAUAUUAUCGGGAACAGAACUAAAGUUAGCAACAAGCUAUGUAACCUUAGAGAUGAGCUACCUAAAAUACUAAUGCUACCUGGGAUAGUACUAAAGCUAGUGACAAACUAGCUAACUUUAGCAAUGAGCUUAAUUACACACUAUUGUUACCAGGAAGUAAACCAAAGCAAGCAAUAAACUAGCUAACUUUAGCAAUGAGCUAGCUAAAUUUAGCAACAAGGCAAAUUUCACACUAUUGUUCCCGGGAAGUGAACUGAAGCUAGCAACGAGCUAUCUAACCUUAGCGAUAAGCAAGCUAACCUUAGCAACAAGCUAAAUUACACACUAAUGUUACCAGGAAGUAAACCAAAGCUAACAAUAAACUAGCUAACCUUAGCAACAAGCUAAAUUACACACUAAUGUUACCAGGAAGUGAACUAAAGCUAGCAACGAGCUAGCUAAUAUUAGUGAUGAGCUAGCUAACUUUAGCACCUAAACCUAAGCUGAAUUACACACUAAUGUUACCAGGAAGUGAACUAAAGCUAGCAACGAGCUAGCUUACCUUAGUGAUAAGCUAGCUAACCUUAGCAACAAGCUAAAUUGCACACUAAUGUUACCAGGAAGUGAACUGAAGCUAGCAACGAGCUAGCUAACCUUAAUGAUGAGCUAGCUAACCUUAGUGACUAGUAGAGUAGUGUUGGUAUCAUCGGAAACACAAAUCAGGUGUUUGUGUUAUGUACAAGAAUUCCAGUAUUUUUGCUGCUGCAAAAAAUAUUAAGCUUCUUAAUCUAGAGUUAUCAAAAACCAGGGAGUUAGUGAAAGAUGUGAUAAAUAAUCCGUGAUGCUCUAUAUUCAGUAUAUUGCAGUAAUUUAAUUAUUUUAAGAGUAAACAUGUGUUUCGGCCUUAAAGCUAGAGUUGAGUAAAAUAUAGAAAGAACAGUGGAGUCCAGUCCAAUAGAGUCCAGUAGAGUCUAAUAGAGUCCAAUAGAGUUUAAUAAAGUCCAAUAGAGUCGAGUAUUAUUGGUACCAUGCAGUGGAAAAGCACCAUAACACAACAGAUGAUGAAUACACUUUACAAGCACUUUCUCUACUGUGAAAAUCUUGCACUGUUGCUUUUGUUAUUGUACGCAUGGGUUGUAAAUGUUUCGUCAUUGUUGUACCAUAUUUGGUGGUGUUUUUUCAGAACAGUAGUGUAAGCUUUUUCUACACGUUGAUUUUGUGUCGUUUUAUGUUCGUCUUUUUCAAUAGACUCCAAAAGACAUGUCUGAUUUAGAGAAAUACAGGUCAAUUACAAUUAACAAUAGCUUCACAAACACAACAGAAAAGGGGUCAGUCAGUAAAACAAUGUUCAGCAUUCAUGCAUACACAAAUGUUUGGUGAACUUUGUAAUACUUACAACACAGCUCUGGAAAAAAUAAGAGACUACUUCAGUUUCUGAAUCAGUUUCUCUUUAUAUGUAUCAUUUUGCUAUUUAUAGGUUUAAGUUUGAGUAAAAUGAACAUCGUUUUUUUUUUUAUUUAGUUCAUUCAAAUUCCAAAUAAAUAUACUGUCAUUUAGAGCAUUUAUUUGCAGAAAAUUAAAAAUGGCUGAACUCACAAAUAAGAUGCAGAGCCUUUAGACCUUAAAUUAAACAAAGAAAUUCAUAUUCAUAAAGUUUUUCAGAAUUUCAGAAAUCAAUAUUUGGUGGAAAAAACCCUGUUUUUAAUCACAGUUUUCAUGCAUCAUGGCAUGUUCUCUUUCACCAGUCUUACACACUGAUUUUGGAUAUCUUUAUACCACUCCUGGUGUAAAUUCAAGCAGAUCAGCUUGGUUUGAUGGCUUGUGAUCAUCCAAGUCAUUUUAAGUGGUCUCUUAUUUUUUCCAGAGCUGUAUAUAGUGAUCAUGAACUACAGUGAUUUGGCACAUUUCAGACCUGUACCUUUCAGUUUUGUCUGCUCAAAUUGGAAAUUGGUGUGUUUUCACCCUUGAAACCAAUUCGUUUGGGCAGGUGUGAAUACAAUACUUACUAAACAAUUCAGACUGAGCAAACUAAUAAGAGGUGUAUAAAAAUGCACUUAGCGAUUUUAGAUGUUGGGUAUCAACUGGCUAAAGCUGUGUUCCUAAGAUCUGUUUAGUGAGAGAGUGUGCACGAGAGGUGUGGUGAUAAAUCAAGUGUGCACAAGUUGUUGAGAAUAGACUGUUGAGAUAUGUACGUUUUCACAUAGUCCAAGUGUAUAAUAGCUAAUUGUGUGUAAUGACUGAGCCAGUUUUGAAUCUCAGGGCCCUGUGUUGGUUUUCGUGAUGCAAGUAAAAGGCAAAAUUUGUACAGUCCAUGUGUUUUCUGAAAAACCCAUAUUCUAUGGAAAAUAUAGGACAUUUUUUAGAAUAGUCAGUGAUUUGUUCAUUUUUAUUUGAUCGUUUAUUUAAAGUGGCAGUCCUUAUUAUUUUGUUUCUAAACUGAAAGCAGAAGCAUUUCUGAGUGGAGAAGAAUAUGAAUAAAAUAUUGUAUUUAAUGGUACCAGUGUGCUGGAACCACCAUCCCUGCCAAGUCUAAUAUGUCACGAAUCUUUACGUAUUUACAUCACAUGUACAGCCUGAUGAUUCUUCCGCAUGUUCGGUGCAAUUACCCAUCCUCACCAGAGAAGGCCCUAAAUCCUAAACUUAUGGACAUCCGCUUUAACUGACAAAAAUACUAAUAAACAGUUUACAAUGUUUUCACUGAACAAAUUAAUUUUAUGAGCAAUUUGUUGGUUUGACAUUAGUUUCUGGCCUUGCCCUUCACACACUGGGAUUUAUGUAGGUUCAAUGGUAAAGACCUAAAUGAAAAUAUCUGCCAAUUUCAGACUUAGUGUGAAAGACAACAUCAAUAUAAGAUAUAUUCGUUUUUUAUCAGUUAAAAACCCUUUGUGAAUAGGAAAUAAUCUGAUUAAUCUAUAAAUUCCCCACUCUUAGGGCUCACUCCUAGAGAAAUUAAAGGGAACAAAAGUAGAUAGAGAGCAGAGAAAAUGAGAGUGGACAUUUGAGAGCUAUGAAGAGCUUCUUACCCCAUUUACAGAACACAGAAAGCAAAUAACAUAUAAAUGUUAAAGUUUCAUUAUGUUAAAAAAAUCAUUUUAUAUUUGAUUUUUUCAAUUCAAUUAUUGUUUCUACCGUAUAUUAAAAAUUCUUCUUUUUGAUGCAUUUUACAAAAUGUCUCAUCAAGCAUGUAGAUAUCAUUCAUAGACUCAUUAUUAAAACAACUGUAAAGUCCAUACAGACAGUAGGUUUAUAAGCCCCAACCUAAGAGGGGACUGGAUGUAAUUCCAUCACGAUGUGGAUCAUGGCUUAUUUUGAGGAGAACAAAAGGGAACAAUAGGGAUUUUAGAUGCUCUGAGCUCUGAACUCUGAUGUUCAGUUAUAUUCUGUUAUUUUUCUGAGAAGGAUAAAUAACCACAGACCAAUAAUAAUAUUGAACACUCAGAUAAGGUCAAAUGUUAUGCAACGUAUCAUUCUUUAAACUUUUAUACUAUUAUUCGUAUUUGAGAAUAGUAAAAAUUAAUAGAAUGGAGAACAUGGCACUAAAUUAGAGGCUGUUUAUCACAACAGGAUUAACUAAACUCAUAUAUACAAGGUAUGUAAAAGUUUUAUAUAUAAUAAAAUACUGCUAAACAAGUAAAUACCAGGAAUUAUGGAAUUAUUGGUGUCAGAUUCACACAAUUUGUAAUAAAUGCAUUAAGCUUAUAUUAUUAUGCCCCCCAGUGCUGACACAGAUGUAAAGUCCCAGGAAUACUGACAAUAGAAUAGGACUCUUUCAAAUAUUAGUUUUUAAUAUCCUUAAUUAUUGACCUGCAAUAACAAUUUUUUGUUUUUUUAUUCUAAAACAUUUCACCCAAACAGUAUUAGUAAUAGGGCUGGGCGAUAUUUGAAAAUUUUACGUUGCAAAUGUUCUUUUUUCGACUAUAUAUAUUGUGAUAUUAAACAAUGCAGGGCUCAUGACGUCACCAGCCCCGCCCCACCUGUGCGCUGUCUUGCAGCCGGACUAAUCAAGAGCUGAGUCAGCACCGAGAACAGUAAAACAACAGUAAUCGCCCUUUUAAUCAGGCAUUUAAAUGGCUUUUAAAAAGGUAAAAAAAAAAAGAGCGUUUUUUUCUGGGAUUAAAAGAGUGAAUUCAGCUGUAACUGAAACUAUAUGCGCCGCAAAACUGUGCUGGACUGAGGUGCUUUAUAAGCACGUGCCCAACCAUGUGGAUUGAGGCCAUGCAGUUACCUCGUGUCUACACCUGACCCCCGCCCUCGCGCUUCCCCUCCCCCUCACGCUAUUUAGGCAGCAGCAGCCUGUCACUCACACAGACACAGAGACUGCUGUGUAUCUACUUCUCAAAACAUCGAAACAUGACGUGUUUGAUUUAAUUGCGAUGUGACUAUUGCACAAAUAUAGUGUAGCCCUAACGUCAAGAAAUGAAAACGCAAACUACUGACAGAAAGAGUGACUUAUAGUGGAUUUUUUUAGCAUAUCAUACAGUACCUCUGAUUGGUAUGCUGUACCAAACAGUUGAGCAGAAUAUUAAAGGGUUAACGUUGGGUCAAAUCAUUGUUCUAAAUGCAGGAAAACUAGGGCGACUGGGGUGAAACACCAGAGAACAAAUAAAUUUCUAAUAGAAAUGUUUUCAGAAUCACUCAUGCUACUCUUGCCGCUGAGUAUUAAAUCCAUGGUUUUCAAUCCUUUUAAGAGCAAAUGUGAUUGACUGUAUUGAAAGCAUUAGAUAUGAUGGUGGACAGUCAGGCAAAUUUAGCAUCUAGUUUUCCAAAUGCACUGAUGCAGGGAGUCAUCUCUUUUGUUUUAUAAUGUACCUUUUCUUAUUUUAAGUCAAGAAUUGAUAUAUUUGGAACCCCCCCCCCAAAAAAAAAUUCACGGUGUGUGUACUGCAUAUUACCCAUAUUGUCCCACCCAUUCAGCUGCUACUCAGCUGCUACCUAGCUGCUAGUCAGCUGUAUAUCCCCCAUCACUAGUAAUGCCACAACCCCAGGAAGAAGUCAGACUCUGCCUCUUUUUGAGCUGCUGCUGAUGCAACAUUACCAGUAGCAUCACAGCGCUAACUCUCGGAGGAAAGCGCAGCGACUCAGUUCUGAUACAUCAGCUCACAGAUGCCUUGUGCACACAUCACUGGGAAAAGAGCACCAUCUACCCACCCAGAGAGAGCAGGAGCAAUUGUGCUCUCUCAGGGCUCCGGCAGCUGAUGGCAAGCUGCAUAACCGGGAUUCAAACCUCCCGAUCAUAGUGCCAUUUUUUAUUUUGUAAAGAACAAAAACUCCAAUGUGUCUAUAAAUCUACUACCAGCACUGUUUAGUUUCCAUUAAAAUGAAAGUAAAGAACCGCUGGAUGUUAACAGUAUUGCAUGCCUUCUGUGUAAUGUACACUAGCAUUAGAUAUGGAAUACAGUAUUACAGUCUAGGACAUCUCACAAUGCACUGAUAUCACAAUAUUGUGAUUCUGCGAUACUCGAUAUAACACAAAAUAAUUAUCUUCGAUACUUUACAGCAUCCGUGUCACUAAACGAGGAUCAAAUACUCCUAAAUAUUUAAAUACCAGGAAUUAUGGAUUUAUCGGAUUAAGUUUCACAGAAUUUAACAACCAGUAUUAGACUACUGGACCACUCAACAGGGUAAAUGUAGGGUAAAUUCACUUUUUCUAAUGACCUGUGUGUGGUUUAUUUGUCAUAACUGCAAAAAGAAUUGUCAUUAAUUAGUGUAAUAGUGUAACUAAUACAUACUGCAACCCGAAACACACUCAGAAGAUCAGAUCACAUUUGGAGACAGCGUGCAGGGUUUAGUGUUACCGCUGUGACUGAAAACCUUCUACACAGCAGGCAUUCCUAAACCUGACCGCAUCUCCUUAUACACUCCUCUCUUAUAAGUGCAGUGGUGCUGAACGAUUGUGAUUAUAUAAUUUUAUUUCAUUUAAAAAGAGAUAAAAAUUCCACUUUCACAAUCUGAAACACUGUGGCUGAAUGUCUGUGGUUUGGAGCGUGUCGGGACGGCACUAUCAACAUCAUGAUCUGCGUUCAGGACUGUGUUGUGUCUUGUGGUUUCAUCUUCAGCUCAGCUGGAUUCUUUUCACGCUGUUUCAGUAUUAGUAAGUAUUGGGAUGAUUCACCAAAUUACAGGUUUUAUUUAUGACUAUAAAAAAACAAUAAAUAUCUUUACAUGUUUGUGCAUUACUGUGGUCUUUAGUGCAAACAGUCGUGUGGAUGAAUAUUAUAGAUAACCUGUCAGAACCUGUGUGUACAUUGUGCCAAAAUUACAUGUUUUUUUUUAUAGUUUUAUAAAUCUGAAAAUGAGAUGCACAUUAUUAUAUAGUGUUAUUCUUUAGGUCAAUCCUGCAUCUGUAUUGUGAAAAGGAAAUGUCAUAAUAGAGUGUUGUGCAGCCAACUUUUGUAUGGAUGUCACUAUUAUGUACAGUUCUGCUGACGUGUUUUAAAGAUGUUAAUGAUAAUUUGUGUGUAAAAGUUUGGGAAACCCUGGAUACAGUUUUGAUUAAAUUUGAUUAAAUUUGAUUAAAUCUACAGGAUGAUUUACCUGAGUGGUGGUUCACUCUUCAACUAUGCAGCCAUCACUGCACUACUUACACAAAUAAUUGUGAUAAACAAAAUUAUUGUAAUUUAUGCCAAUUUUUUUUAAUUACAGGUACCACUUUAAAAUAAGGCUUUCUUAUAAAUAGUUUAUUAAAGGAGGAGUUUAUUAAUAGUUUAAAUUAAAUUGUAAAAACUUAAAAAAAAAAGCACUUACAACACAUAAAUAGAAAAAAACAACAGAGACAAUUACUUUUUUGGCAUAUUUAGUAAAAUAGUAUAGAAGGUCAGUUUAGUCGUUUAAUAUGUUAUCAUAGUUAAAUAAAUAAAGUUAUUAUUAAGAGAAAUGGUAAUGCUGACUGAUGGAAAAGAAAAGGAAGAUCUAGUAAAACAAAUAUGGAAUCACUAUUUGAUACAUGACAGGUCACUGUUACCCUUCCUGCCUAUUAAUGGUUUAUAACCUACUUAAUAACCAUUAAUAAACUAAUUUGUAAACUAUGUAUAAACCCUUCAUAAAGGAGCCUUACCUUAAAAUGCUACCUAAUUACAUUUCUUUUUCUGUAUUUCUGUUAAUUCUGUUAAAUCAUGGUUUUAAAAAUAUUGUGAAUAAACAAAUAAAACACAAGUAACUACAGUUAAAUAAAAAAUACUGUAUCUUGUAUUUAUGUAAGCACAGCCUCUGUAGUGACCGUAAUACUUCUAUUGGGAAAAAAUUGUAAUUUGGUCAAGGGUGCCCAAACUUCCACAUGCAGCUGUACUGCCUCCUUUUCUGAUUGUAUAUACUGUAUAAUACUCUGUAUGUUGUGUGCUCAUAUUGAGUGUAGUUCUCAUGUGUUUGUGAAGCUUUUUGGCUUAAGAACAUGAACUGUUUUCAAAUAAAAAUGCCAUAAAAAUG
This is a messenger RNA of Astyanax mexicanus (Mexican tetra), 10474 nucleotides long. RefSeq names its product nectin cell adhesion molecule 1a (gene nectin1a). Gene Ontology annotation, cellular component: adherens junction. The coding region runs from base 766 to 2238 and encodes 490 amino acids. The record is from RefSeq and is a predicted model, not a curated record. Lineage: Eukaryota; Metazoa; Chordata; Actinopteri; Characiformes; Acestrorhamphidae. The transcript has 6 exons. Gene Ontology annotation, biological process: heterophilic cell-cell adhesion; homophilic cell-cell adhesion; protein localization to cell junction.